UAAUGUCAGUGUCAAACUCAUCUGGUAGAGGUAAAAAGGUAAAUGUCAACCUGUCAGACCAACCAAUUAUGUUUAGAACUAUACCUAUAUUUACAUAAAGUUUCAACGAUUUAAACACCCUAUUCAACAUAUUUAACAUACAAAAUGAACAGAAGUUUGUUUUUAGUAAGGAGCUGCUUCAGGCGACAUAAUGCAAGAACCUUCUCGAGUCGUAAUGUGGAAAUAAAUGAAAAUGAACCUAUUAAAUUUUCAACAAGUGGCGCUGCUGCAAGAAACACCAUAAGGCCCAUUAAAAAUAUCAAGAUAGAUAUGCCAUGGUACCAACCUUAUUGCGUAGUAGGCAGUGUUGCCAUAUUCCUGAUCUAUUUCUGCAUAUUAAGAGAAGAGAAUGAUGUCGAUCUUGAAUUUAAUAAAACACUGUAUGAAAGAAUUCAAGGUAUGGAAAAGACACAACUGCUGUUAUCUUAUAAAUAUAACAAGGAAAAUGGCAAAAGUGUUGUAGAUAUCGAAAGACGACUAAAAGAAAUAGAAGAGCAAGAGAUGAAAGAAGCUAAUAAAGUAGAAUAAGUUGGAUUGCUCAUAGAUAUUAAAUAAACCCAAUAAAGAAUAUCUUAUUUAUUGUAACCCUAUGUAUUCUACUAUAUUACGUUUACUGAUAGCCAUAUUAAAAAAUUAUGUUAUAUUCCUACUUUUUGCUAAUUAGAUAAAUAUUUGGUAAGGAUUAUUUCACACAAUAUAAUACAAGUUAAAAUAUCUGUCU
Molecule: messenger RNA, 760 nt
Organism: Papilio machaon (common yellow swallowtail)
Lineage: Eukaryota; Metazoa; Arthropoda; Insecta; Lepidoptera; Papilionidae
Exons: 2
Coding region: 145-567 (140 amino acids)
Source: RefSeq, a predicted model, not a curated record